AUUUCAGCACACAUCCUGUCACUGAAAGCUUGGGAGGAACUAAGACAUAAAAGAAGAACGACAAAAAAAAAAAUGGUCAAGAAAACAGUGACGAUCGCUUUGGCUGCACUGGUGUUGUCAUCUGUUGCCGUUUUUGUGGGCGUCUUCUUCGGCGUGAGGAGAAAGUCAUCAGCUGAUGGGCAGAUCUACCUGAAGGCUGCUGUGGCAGCAGAUGCUGGACCCUGCUCAGAGAUUGGCAGAGACAUCCUUCUAAAAGGAGGGUCAGCCGUGGACGCCACCAUAGCUGGAUUAUUAUGUGUUGGACUGAUGAAUGCUCACAGUAUGGGCAUAGGCGGGGGGCUUUUCUUAACAAUCUACAAUGCAAAAACUGGAAAAGUGGAAACGAUUGAUGCCAGGGAGACGGCUCCACACAAUGCAACGAGGGACAUGUUUGGAAAUAGUACAGAUUUAGCUACGACAGGUGGUUUGGCCAUUGCUGUACCCGGGGAGAUACGAGGCUACCAGAUGGCCCAUCAGCGACACGGGAAACUGCCUUGGAAAGAUUUGUUUCAGCCGAGCAUUCAGCUGGCAGAAAAAGGUUUUCCUCUGGGCAGGGCCCUGGCUUCUGCUAUAUCAGACAAAAGAGACAUCAUCCUGAAUGACAAAGUCCUGUGUGAAGUAUUUUGUGGGGAAGAUGGCGACGUCUUAAAAGAAAACAAGACCAUUAAAUUUACUAAACUGGCAGAAACCUACAGAAAAAUAGCAGAGGAGGGUCCUGAUGCCUUUUAUGAGGGCUCACUAGCCCAAAAUCUUGUGAACGAUAUUCAAGCAGCAGGCGGAAUCAUCACAAUGGAGGAUCUGAAGAAUUAUACGGCUGUUUUAGAUGAGAGCCCUCUGAGGGUGAACGUGGGGGAGUACGCCAUGGUUGUUCCCAAUGCCCCCGCGAGCGGCCCCGUGCUAUCGCUGAUAUUAAACAUCUUGAAUGGAUACAACUUCACUGCAGACAGUGUGGCAAGUCCAGAGAAAAAGAUCCUAACCUUCCACCGGAUUGUUGAGGCGUAUCGGUUUGCCUACGCAAAGAGGUCGUCCCUUGGAGAUCCCAGAUUUCUCAGCAUCGAUAAUCUCAUCCAGAACCUGACCUCCCAAUCGUUUGCUGAUGCUCUCCGUGAAAAAAUCAGUGACAGCAGCACGCAGCCUGUGAACUACUACGGGCCAGACUUUUAUCUGCCAGAUAAUCAUGGGACGGCUCACAUUUCUGUGGUGUCUGAGGAUGGAAGUGCUGUGGCUGCAACCAGCACCAUUAACCAUUAUUUGGGCUCCAAAGUGAUGUCAAACUCUACAGGGGUUAUCUUCAACAACGAGAUGGAUGACUUCAGCUUUCCACUCAUAACAAAUGGCUUCGGUGUUCCUCCUUCUAAUAGCAACUUUGUUGAACCAGGGAAAAGGCCAAUGUCGUCCAUGGCUCCAGCCAUCCUUUUUGAUAAAGACAACAAGGUAAAGAUGGCUGUUGGAGGUUCUGGAGGAACAAAAAUCACAACUGCCAUUGCUCAGGUUAUCCUGAAUGCACUGUUCUUCGACUAUGAUUUGGAGAAAGCUGUGUCAGAUCCGAGACUCCACAACCAGCUCCUGCCCAACACCACAGAAGCUGAACCAGACUUUGACCAAAACAUCCUGAAUGGUUUAAAAGCAAAAAACCACAACACAAAAUACCUCAAAUCCUUUGGAGCUGUGGUGCAGGCGGUGGUACGUUACAAAGACGGACUCCGUGCUCAGUCAGAUCACAGGAAGUUUGCAUAUGCAGCAGGAUACUGAGACCAUAUCUGGGACGGUACAGACUGUGAAGCUGCCUGACACCUUGAGGACAUCCUGGAAGGGUGACGUAAAGAUGAGCCGAUGAAGAAGGCAACAUGCUUUUUGCGCAUAAUAGUUUUGACUAGAAAGAUGUCCACUUUCAGACAUGACGCCCCAGCUGAUUCUAUGAAAAUCAUUUUUUGAUUUAAGCAUCGGAUCUGCAAAACCUGAGCUGAGCUAAGAGAUGAAAUACCUUUGAGACCAUUAAAGACCAUUAAACUAUAUGCAGUUUAAUGGAGAUUUGUUUUGUAAAACAUUUCUUUUGUUAAGCUGUUUUUUAAGGUUUCAAACAUGGAAAUUUUUUUUCAAGUAAUCAAAAAGUUGCUUUGUUACUUAUAGAGCCAAAAUGUUUAGUAAGGAAAAACAAUCUUUCAUUACUUAAACUGCAACAAUCUGUAAUUUUUAAUUACAGAUUGAAAUUUGUAUGUCAACCUUUAAUGUAUUAGCUCCUUUUACCUCAGCUUUAAAGCAUAAAUAUAUUGCAUCACUCCUAUUUUAAGGAUGACUUUAAACAAUAAAGUUAUUUAAUGAACAAAG
This is a messenger RNA of Oryzias latipes (Japanese medaka), 2367 nucleotides long. RefSeq names its product gamma-glutamyltransferase 1b (gene ggt1b). Lineage: Eukaryota; Metazoa; Chordata; Actinopteri; Beloniformes; Adrianichthyidae. The record is from RefSeq and is marked provisional. Gene Ontology annotation, molecular function: glutathione gamma-glutamate hydrolase. Gene Ontology annotation, biological process: glutathione catabolic process; regulation of immune system process; regulation of inflammatory response. Gene Ontology annotation, cellular component: plasma membrane.